CGCAGGCUAUGUAGCGAGGUCAUACGCUUUACACAUGGACAGUUGGGUGCACGCAAUUCUUAGCUCGUUCUAAGGUUGUACAAAACAUACGUGAGACCGUAGUCGUCUAUGGACAGUUUUAUGCAGAGGCUGGACAAACAUGCAACGACACAAGGACUGAGUCCAAACAGCCUCUUACCUUAAAGUCUUAUGCACUACUAGUGGGCAGACAUCUUAACUCACCGUCUUACUUCUUCACACCCUCUCUUUUCUUACUCCUGACUACUCCAAAUAUUACGUUCCUUAAGCUAUUAUUAUUGACUAUUGCAAUCAAUAUUAUAUAUAUAUAUUUAUUAACACAAAGAAAUCAAAUAGGAUUACACUAGCUCGUAAAAUUGAUGAUGGAUAUUGGAUGAGUGUUAUAAUCAUCAACUAUAUAUAGAUUGCAUAUAUUUUCUAACCACCGGUAAUUUGUAGGUGAACGGUACGAUUAUUAUCAUGACAGCUAGCAAUGCAGAUAUUAGAGAGUUACAGUCUAAUGCACGGAAAGUACUCACCAGCACUAGCAAUCCUCUGGAAAAACUUAAAUGUCAAUGUCUUUUAAGAGGAGCCAAUGGCAUAUAUGGAUUCGGGAGACAGUUCCGUAUAAUGGAUGAUGACGGUAGCAAGUCGCUGUCUAAAGAAGAGUUCAAAAAAGGCUGUCAUGAUUUUGGAUGUAACUUGUCUCCUGAAGAGGUUGAUGAGCUAUUCAAUUCGUUAGACAAGGAUGGAAGUGGGACGAUAAUUUUCGACGAAUUCCUACGAGCAUUACGACCUCCUAUGUCAGAUGCACGUAUUAAUGUCAUUAAGAAGGCGUUUGCAAAGAUGGAUAAAACUGGGGACGGUAAAAUUACGACGGAUGAUUUACGCAGCGUUUAUCAAGUUAAACACGACGCCAAGUAUCAGUCUGGCAAGGCGACUGAAGAACAAGUUUUAAAAGAGUUUCUGAAGACUUUCGAAAGUGAUAAGUCCGUGGAUGGUUCUGUCACAUGGGAAGAAUUUCUGAAUUACUACAGUGGCGUAAGUGCGUCAAUAGAUUCGGAUUCUUAUUUCGAACUGAUGAUGUGGAAAGCAUAUGGCUUAUAAUAUAUUCAUUCUUAACGUGAAUGUCUAUCGGAAUAUUAUGACCAACCAUUGAACUAAACAUUCCAUGUUGUCACUCUUACUUAAUCAUUCAAACGUACAGGAAUUUCGCAAAUUACUUUAUUCAACAGGGAACAUCGCACUAAAAUUAGCAUUUUGAUUUUGUUAUUUCUUCACAUUACUGUUGCACUCCCAUGUUUCUCAUAAAAAAGAUGAAAAUAUCUAAUUUAUCGUUUUGCAACUGCUUUUUUGUUUCCUCCGAU
Messenger RNA from Trichobilharzia regenti, 1364 nucleotides. NCBI's taxonomy places the organism in Eukaryota, Metazoa, Platyhelminthes, Trematoda, Strigeidida, Schistosomatidae. The record is from the annotation of a GenBank genome assembly.